This is a messenger RNA of Apis cerana (Asiatic honeybee), 8745 nucleotides long. RefSeq names its product 5-hydroxytryptamine receptor 2B (gene 5-HT2B). The record is from RefSeq and is a predicted model, not a curated record. Gene Ontology annotation, molecular function: dopamine neurotransmitter receptor activity, coupled via Gi/Go; G protein-coupled receptor activity. Gene Ontology annotation, biological process: G protein-coupled receptor signaling pathway. NCBI's taxonomy places the organism in Eukaryota, Metazoa, Arthropoda, Insecta, Hymenoptera, Apidae. Gene Ontology annotation, cellular component: plasma membrane.
ACUAAAUAUUAUUAAACUAAACAAUUUUUCUCUAAGUAAAAUUCGUGGAUUAUUUUUAUUUUACAUAAAAUAAUUUAAUCUCAUUGUUUUAUAGAUAUAAAAUCAAUGAAAUUAAUAAUUUUCGUGGUCAAAUUUCAACGCAUAUUUCUUCAACGCAAAUUUCCUCGACAAAAACCUCCUCCAAAUCACUCCAUACAAAACUCUAUAUAGAUCUCGAUCCACAAACACACUUCUCCGUAUUUAACGUACAUAUCCAUAACAUAUCAACAUAUCGACAUACAAUAAACAAAAUUUAUUUACUUUAUUACAUUAUUACUCGUGCAAUAAUUUAAUUUCAUCCUUCAUCAAAUUUCAAUAAUAAUAAUUUAACCACCGUAUCGCUCUCAAGCUCACUCCAUAUAUAUUCAAUCUCUCAUUCGCGCCAAACUCACAUUUUAAAAACUCUCAACUCCACCCCUUCAUCGCUUCGAAUUUAUUGUAAGAGAGAAAAAAGAGAAAAAAAAAAUUUAACAUUUUAACGUUUCGAAACGAAGGGGAAUUUAAUUCAGAAGUAAAUUUGACCGCGUUAAACCCUCCAUCGAGCAGGAACCGCAACCAGAAUCGCAUCCCCUCGCGGUGCCGGCACGAACAGGUGUCUGUGGUCUAUGUAUCGUCGCGUUGGUGGGCCGUCCGUGGCUCGACGCAAGCGCACGCGUUCGAAAACCUAACCUAUAACAGUAGGAUCUCGAUCAGGGUUGGGGGUGAUGCACGCCGGCUGAAAGAAGGGGCGCUGGGAGGAAUGAGGGCCAGUGGGCUAGUAGUAUCCGCGAUAACGUCGUCUCAGUAGAUCGUCGGCCGUCGCGCGGCUCCUCUCGCCUCUUCACGAGGAAGUAACGCGCGAGCCAGAAGCUCGUGAACCGGAAGUACGGCUGGGGCAGCCGCGAGUCACGUGUUUCGCGCGCGACACGUCUCGUGGACUCGUGUGGUUAUUAAGUCUGUUCCUGAGUGUUGUUGCAGUGUUGUUUCCCUUUGAAAUUCGGUGUUUGUGCGUGGUGGAUCGAGUGUGUGAGUGUUGUUGUUGUCGUGUGGUUCAUUUGAAGAUUUCGUAUAACGAAUAUUGAAAUUAAAGGAGGAAGGUUUUUUUCUGGAAAAGUUGUAAGUGGUGAGAUGCGAGGAGGAAUUGUGUCCAUCGGCGUGGUUGCCUUUUAAUUAAUCGAAGAUUGGAGAAGAAGGAUCACUCCAAUGCAUGGUCCAAUGGACUAACCCACCCAAAACCGAUCCAAGACGUCGACGCGGCCGCAUUCACGCAGAUGCCCUCCAUUUCACCAGAGAGGACCCAAUAAAGACAAGCUAUACCCAGAUCAGCUGUCUUGUUGAGCGAUGAUCGACUCGUCGACGACGACGAUCGAUCGCGCGGAUCCUCACGAGGCCGUGGUCGACAGCUGUUACCAGGAUCUUUUGCUGUUGGCGAACGACAGCAGCGCGCUCUGCAACGGAUCAGGAUUGGACGUACUGAACGACACCGUCGAUCUAGAGAUCGACUCGGUGAACGGGACGCGGUUGGACGUUGACGGAUUGAACAAUUGGUGGGCGAUGCUCGCCUUGGUCCUGGUGUUGGGCACAGCAGCCGGGAAUAUUUUGGUGUGCUUGGCCAUUGCCAGAGAGAGGAGAUUGCAAAACGUCACCAAUUACUUCCUGAUGAGCUUGGCAAUUACGGAUUUGCUCGUCGCCGUGCUUGUAAUGCCUCUUGGAAUACUCACUUUGGUCAGAGGAUAUUUCCCUCUGCCGUCAGUUUACUGCCUCGCUUGGAUCUGCCUGGAUGUAUUAUUAUGCACAGCGAGCAUCAUGCACUUGUGCACCAUAAGCGUGGACCGAUACCUCAGUCUACGGUAUCCCAUGAAAUUCGGUCGGAAUAAGACGAGGCGGCGGGUCAUGUUGAAAAUCAGCUUCGUCUGGGUUCUCAGCAUCGCGAUGAGUUUGCCACUCAGUCUGAUGUACUCGAAGGAGGACGACUCGGUGCUGGUGGACGGUGCCUGUCAAAUACCGGAUCCUCUGUACAAGUUGAUCGGCAGCAUAAUCUGCUUUUACAUACCGUUGGGCGUGAUGCUGCUUACGUACGCGUUGACAGUGAGAUUGCUGGCGAAACAGCAACAGAAUAUAGGAGGAACUACUGGUUGGUCCUCCGGAUGGCUGGGUGGCCCGCAGGGCCCAUCUUCGGGAGGCCUGGACAGGAAAGGCACGUGGAAGCGAUUUCUGUUGAGCAAAAGCCCGGCCGGAAGUGGCGGUACACCGCAACACACUUCCGGCACGUCGACAGACACCGAGCUGACGACACUGGACACUCACGAGCUCUGGCUUCCGGAAAGCGAGCCGCCACCCUCGGCCAUGUUCGCUCUUCACGCUUUUGGCGCAGAGAUGCUCAAGUUGUCAAGGGGCCUGGAGGGUAUCACCAGCCCUGGAAGCCCUAUGGGCACACCGAGGUCCACGCCUCAACACUCGAUCCAGCAACAUCAGCAUCAGCAACAGUCGCACAGAUGCAGCUUCCGUCACGGGAGCGGAGAGAGCGGCGGCAGCAGCGCUUCCGGUUCCAGGACGAGCCUCUCGAUCCAAGAAGAUCUCAGCUCGCCAACGCCGUGGAAGCAUCCACGACGACGCGCGUCCACGUUCAACGAGGCGCAUCUGGAGCGGACCGAGUCGGGAUCGCCGAAGACGCCGAGGAAACGAUCGUUCAGCUUUCACGAGCAGCCCGUGUUCGGCCGUGGCUCCUCCGUUUCGAGGAAGAGCUCCUCGAACGAGGAAACGCCGCAGAGCCGGAAGUCGAGCGAUAAACAGGAGGGGGAGAUCGCCCUUCCGCCACCGUGCACGUGUCCAUACUUCGGCGAAUCGUCGAGGAAACCCCCGCCCCAGCCGUCGACCGAGAUCGUGAUCGUUUCUAGCGAUACCAUGAGGCCGAUCUCGGGGAAGAAUCUCGAGGCGGCUUUCCUGGGAAGGAGCAACAGCGGCAGGAUGGAGGGCAGCAGAAGCUACGAGCUGAAUUCCGUUGUUACGUGGAGAGGGUGCAGGAGGGGGUCUAGUUUGGGAGGAAGCACGAGAACCACUCUGCUAACGUCAAGACCAGCCCCGAUCCGCCGCGCGGCGACGAUGCGUGCCCACAACGGCGCCGCGAGCAUCAGCUCGAGGCAAAGCAGCAAUUCAUCCUCUCCGUGCCCUCACAGAUACCAAACGACAGUACGCAGCCAUCACUCGAGGACGAGCAGCGUGGUGUCCCGCAACAGCUCGCGCCAUGGUCGGAUUAUCAGGCUCGAGCAGAAAGCCACCAAAGUGCUUGGGGUAGUGUUCUUCACGUUCGUCAUACUGUGGGCGCCGUUCUUCGUUCUCAACCUGAUCCCAGCCGUGUGCCCCAACUGCGAGAGACAAAUCGACCACAAGAUAUUCGACCUGGCCACCUGGCUGGGCUACGCCAGCUCCAUGGUGAACCCCAUCUUCUACACCAUCUUCAACAAGGUGUUCAGACAGGCCUUCAAGAAGGUGUUGCUCUGCAGGUACAGGAACCAAACGUGGAGACCGUCCAGGUAGGCAUUCGGCCCCGGGAGACCGGGGAUCGCUGUCACCAGGGUUUAACAUCGGCGGUGAACACCACCGACUUCCGGCCCGGGACGGAAGCGGAAGAACCGUGCUCGAUCGCUUCUUUUAACGAAGGUGAAGAAAGAAGAGAAACAUUUGAGAAUACUUUGAAUAUUGUUAAGAUUUGGAAAAGAGAAAUUUUAAAGAUCGUGUUAUAUGAUGAAUCGUUUCAAGUUUUUCAGAAAUGAGUGUGCAAGUUUGGAGUGCAAAGUGAUUGAUUAUUGUUUGAAGUGUGACGGGGAAUCGUUUUGUUUUGUCAAUCAAUCGUUAAAGUAUAUCGAAUAUAUCGAAUAUAAUAAUCGGAGAAUAUUUGAAAAUAAUUUGAAACGAAGGGAGGAAAUUUUGAAGAUUGUAUUCGAAUAGUUUCAAGAUUUUUUUUUAUGAAAGUGACUUUCGAUAAAGUGGGGCGAAGAAUCUUUUGUUUUAUUAAUUAUUAUUGGAAGUUUUAAGAUGAAGAUAUGCUUGUGCUUGUUAAUUUUCGAAGGGAAAUUGUUGUUCACAAGUGAUCCAAGAGAUGCAAUAAACGUUUCUUCUUCCUAUGGGCGGAUUUUUCGAGAGAUCGGAAGUCAGGACACGCAAUUUAGAUUAAGAACUUUAGGAUAAGCGAGAUGGAAGGAGGGAGUUUCGAUGAUUAAGAUUUCCAGGCGGACGUUUUCAUCUUCCAAAAGUGGUUCGACAAGCUUUUGCAAUAUCGAUAAAGGGAACUAGGGUGAACUAGGGUUAAGACGAGGAGAAAGAGCUUCCUAAUAAUAAGCGAGCAUCGAAUUUUGCCAGUGAAUCUUUUCGAAUGAAAUUCUCUUAGGUAUUAUGAUUAAAUCGAAGAGGAAUUCGAAAAUUCCAGUCUUACAAAGUUGGUGUAAUUGAGGGAUUCGUAGUGAAUAUGUUAUUGAAAAUUAUGAGAUUUUUAAUUCUUACAGAUUAGAUGGAUAAAUGAAUAAUAGAUAUAUCCUUAUUUGAACUCAAUAUACUUCAAGAAAUUAAAUAACAGGUAAUGGAAAUAAUUAAAAAUAUCAUAUACUCUAAGAUCUAUUGUUAAGUCAUAAUUACAAUGAUUUAAGAUGAAAUAAAGUAGUAGUUCUAUUCACUUUUGACAAGAAAAUCUUCUGAACAGAAGAUUCUUAUCUGAAAAAUUUGGCUAUCAUUUUUACUACAAAUCCUUCAAUUAUUAUUUAAUAACAUGAGAAUUUUUGAAACGAGAAAUUGAGAUCAUUGACCACUUAACAACACAGCAAGCAAAAAUUUGAAAUUUCGAAAUAAUAAAUAUCAAGGAGUGUAUCUGAACGAUAUUCAUUUUUCAUCGUUUCAUGGAGAGUAUUAUACGUUCUCUUAAUCCUGUAAAUAUGAGAUUUUCAAACCAAUAUUACGAAAGCUUAAUAGAUAUUUUGGACGAUAAUAGACUGUAUCCUCGAGAUAUUUAUUCGCUAUUUCGUGUUUCGUAUAACAACACACUAUGAAAGAGUUGGCUUAUUAAAACCUCAGAAGUUACCUCAUCAGACAUAAUUUCUAUGUAUAUGACUUUUAAUCUGUUAUCUGGAUCUGACACUUUGGAUUCCGCUAUUAAAAUAUACGAUAAACAUUUUGUCUCGAAAUAAUUGAUAAAAACAAAGAAAAUAGAAAAUUAGAAAGUAAAGAUAACUCAUUACUUUACUUCACAUAUCAUUGGUAUAACAAAUUUUAUAUUCUUACAUUUUUUUCUAUCACAAUUUACUUUCGAAUUAUUCAUUUUAAUUAAUCAUUGUUCAACUCUUUAUUUCUAAUAAAUUAUUUUAACGUAGAAAUUAAGUAAAAGUAUAAAAGGAUACUUUUAUAUUUUCAUUUUUUGCAAAAUUUUAUCUACUGAAAAAUAAUUUUUUGGAAAUUGUGUCAUUAUGAAUGGAUGUAAUCAUUGAAUGUACGAGAGUUAACUUCUUUUAAAUGCUAUAAAACAUUUUUCAAUUACAGGUUGUCGCUUAAUAAGAGAUAUUCUUUUGUAUGUAUCAGAGAAACAUCACAAUUGCUUAUUUUAAUCAGAUAAAUUCCGAAGCAACGAUAGAAAUUAAAUGCAAUAAUAUUACAAUAAAUAAUAAAUAAAACUAAAUUAAAAAAAUAAAGACACUUUUGAAUAGCAUUAAAAGGGUUAACUCGCCAUUCUCGAUUAAAAGAUUAAAUAACGAUUAAAGUAAAUGCGCUGCCUGAAAGAGUUACAAUAAAAAGCUUGGCAAAGAUUUUUCGCGAAUAAUGGUUGCGUGCUGAAAUACGUGCUUUAACCCUUCCGCUAUUAGAAAAAUAUAUACUGAGCUGCAAAAGAGCAAUUAUUCGUGGAAGCAAUAAAGAAAAAUUAGAAAAUAUAUAGAAAACAUUAAAAAAAAUUUAUUUAUAUAUUAGUAUUCAGAAUAAAGGAAUUAUUCAUUAUAAAUUGCAUACAAACUCAAUUCUAAUUUGGAAAAAAUCUCAUCAGAAUAUUUAUUAUACAUAAAUUGAGAAAAAUUAGAUAAUCGUGUAAACAAUUGCAACAUAAAUAAAGUACAUAAGCAAAUUCAUUUAGAAAGAUAAGAUUUGUUGCAAUGGAAGGAUUGAUUUGUUACAUUUAUGUACAAUAUACGCACAAUGUAUAAUAGAAAACUAAGUAAUUUGUAUUAUAUAUUACCAAUCGAAAAUCUUAUCAAUUGUAUUUAUAUCGACAAUGAAUAUCUUACUAAUUAUUAAUUCAAAAUCAAUACUAUAUCUUUGAUAGAUUUUUGAUAAAUCUUUGUUAAAAAUAGGAUAAUGAUUUUUAUUAAUUUUGUUAAUUUUUACGAAGUUAUACGAAAUAAGAAAUCACUAUUUGAUUUCAAAUUUUAGAAUAAGCUAGAAAUAAGCUCUUUUUAAGCAGAAAUAUCUUUUGCUUUAUAAAUUUAUUCAAUCUCUUUACUUUUAGAUUCACACAUGUAUCAUAUUGAUUUCAAAUUUUUAACUAUCAUUGUUUACAUAAGAAAAAUCAACGCUCCACCUUUUUUUCCCUUAAAAAAAUAAAAAACAAUUCUCCUUUCUUGUCCUUAAUAAUUCCUCAAUAAAUUUCAUUUCUAGGUUAUGGCUUGAUGUUCGAGCUAUUACCAUUAUUAGUCGAUCUAACCUAACCUAACAUAAUCGUCAAAACAGUUUGCUGUGUUCUUAAGUGCUAUAUCGUUCUUAAAAUAUUCCCAAGAUUCCAGAGUAUAGAGAAUUGUUAUAAUUUGCGCAUGGAAUGCUCUCGAACUUUUAACGAGCAAAAACUGUUAAAUCAGUCGUCGAAUAUACGCUUGUCCGUGAUGAAUUCGCCGUAUAAUUAACGCCGCCUGAUGAAUUGUUAUCGCCUGCUUCGUUUCCGGCGAAUUUUACGCAGUUUUACGCCACGAAAAAAGGCGUCCAAUCGAACGCGCGAAACGAACGUUUUCAAACGCGCGCCCGUGCCUCGUAUCGUUUUUUGGCGCGAAUUUCGAAUCUUCGUAUUCGCUUAAUCCUGCUCUGCGAUCUUUGACGAUUUUUCCACGCGUUCCUUUGAAAGAUUAACACUAAUUUCAAGAGGAAUCGAUCUUCGAUGCAACGUUGAUAGUGAUAAUAUGUACAUAAUAACUUCUCUGUUGAUAACUUCUUUAUACCUAUCGCCUCGUGAAAUUUCAUGAGUAAAAAUAAUGGGUAGUGUACGAGUUGGUUAAAAGAAAAUUAGGAUUAAGGAAAAUGAUUGAUAAAAACUAUAUAGGAGAAAGAUUUUUUGUUUCGUUUUCACAAUCAUACGUGAAAGUAUUCAGUCCAAAAGAUUUUUAUGAGAUAAUGAAGGAGUUUUUGAUUUUGAUUUUUUGAUGAAAAAUAUUUGUUUAUUAAGAAAAAGUGAAAAAAAAACAUACAUUUGAUAUCGAAUAAAUAUUUUCAAAGAAUUAAUCUCAUUGUUUUCUAGAUAUAAUAUUUUAUACACUUUGUUUUAAAUGAUUAGGUUAGAAUUACAUCGAGAUCACGUGACUUAUUCUCAUUCAAAAUGGUCGAAUACUUUCAAUGCGAAUCUUAUAGGUUAUGAAACCUAUAAUUAACUUAUAAUUACUUCGUUCAAAAAAUUUUACAAAAAAAUCUAUUCGACUGAAAACUUUUGCAUUCUUUGUUAAUAUAUCGUGUUCAAUUUUACCAAAGUUGAAAUAAAGAAGGAGAAUAUUAUUGCUUCGAUGAAAUUUAUGGAGACUGAGAUUUGUUUGAACGAACACGUAGAUACUAGUAGAGUAAGUAGAUGCUGAGUGGCGCUUAUGGAAACAGAAGCAAGUAAUGAAAUAUUAAUCCUGAAUUAAAUUAUUGUAAAAUCGGUGGAACCGUUGUUUCAUUUUACUCGCUAGAUAAUGAAGAAGUUGCAGAGUGUUUAACAAUAAAAAAAGAAAAAAGAAAAAAGAAAAAAGAAAAAAAAGAACGAUGUAUCGAUACAAGCGUUGAUAAUUGAAUUCCUAUUAAGUGCACUUGAUAGUUUAUCGUUCUCGAGUUACAUGCGAUUGUUCCUGUCGAAAAUGCUACGGUUAGAGUUCUAUUAUUAUUAUAAUAAAUUGCUCAGUGAUUAACAGUUGUAAGGAAAUAAUUAAUCCUUUGUGGACAGAUUUUGAUAAAUUUCUGAGAACAAUUACGAUAAUAUCAACAUCUCGAUCUGAACUUUCCAUUUAAAAUCUUUGCUAUUAAAUAUAAUGUUAAAUUAUCGUAAAAGAUGAUUUGUUAAAAUAAUAAUUUUCAUUAAUGAAUCUAUAUUUUUGUCCCGAUAAUUAUAAUUUAUGGAGUAUAACGAGUCCACGUGGGAUUAAGAUUAUUUCAAAUCGAAAAAUGCAAAUAAAAAUGGAAUUUUAAAAAUAAUUCCGAUAAAAGAACUUUUAAGAAAGUUCUAUUAAUCGAAAUAAUUAAUACACAAAUUGUUAUUCUGUUUUAAAUAAGUGAUAAGAGAGAAUAUUUAAGAGGUUCCUUAAAUCAAUUUUCAAUACAUUCUGUGUUCUCUUGGUUGAAUUAAAGUUCAAGAAAAAUUAUGUUAAAAUAUUCAAUUAAACAAAACAAACACAUGAAUUCCUGAUAUCUUUUCUUGCAUCUGUAUCAAAAAAAUAUCUCCAUUUAUUUUUUCUUCUGUCUAUUGCAUGUAUCAGUGAUAUACAAUGAAAUUUUACUAAAAAUAAAAAUAUUCUAAAUACU